Trichosporon asahii var. asahii CBS 2479 is the source of this 1206-nucleotide messenger RNA. Its product is annotated as Lon domain protease. The coding region runs from base 1 to 1206 and encodes 401 amino acids. Gene Ontology annotation, biological process: protein catabolic process; mitochondrion organization; chaperone-mediated protein complex assembly. The transcript has 2 exons. Gene Ontology annotation, molecular function: serine-type endopeptidase activity; ATP binding; ATP-dependent peptidase activity. The record is from RefSeq and is a predicted model, not a curated record. Gene Ontology annotation, cellular component: mitochondrial matrix. NCBI's taxonomy places the organism in Eukaryota, Fungi, Basidiomycota, Tremellomycetes, Trichosporonales, Trichosporonaceae.
AUGUUGCCUUUCCGCACAGCCGCUCGGACAUCCGUCCACAGGCGCGCCGCCAGCUCGGUGUCGUCCCCGCUGCGCGCCACCCUCUCCACUCCGGUUGCUGGACCCUCAAGGACAGCGAGGGAGUACAUUGCUCGCCACCAGCGCUCCUCCGUCGUUUCCCGAUCCCUGCACACGACUCCGGUAUGGGCCAAGGACAACAAGCGCUGGGUCAACUCCACGCUGAAGGAAGGCGAGGAGGAGCCCAAGGACGACAAGGAAGGCAAGGAGGUCAAGGAGGACGAGGCCAAAAAGGAGGUUGAGGAGGUCGUCGAGGAAGUGAAGGAGUCGGAGAAACGCGGGGACGAGUCCACGGCCAAGUCCACCACCGCCGCUCCAACUGACUCAUCCUCGAAGGACGCCGCCUCCGGCUCUUCCGGAUCGUCCUCUGGACCUUCCUCGCCCGGUCCCAAGGGCAAGGAGAUUGCCAAGCCCUCCAUCCCCGAAAGCUACCCCCAGGUCCUCGCCCUCCCCAUCACCCGCCGUCCCCUCUUCCCCGGCUUCUACAAGGCCGUCACCAUCACCUCCCCGCCCGUGAUCAAGGCUAUCCGCGAGCUGAUCGCGCACGGCCAGCCGUACAUCGGAGCCUUCCUGCUGAAGGACUCCGAGUCCGACUCGGACGUCAUCACCGACCUCGACCAGGUGCACCCUGUCGGAGUUUUCGCCCAGAUCACCAGCGUCUUCUCGUCGGCCGACCAGAAGCACCAGCAGCCCGCCGAGGGCGAGGAGGGCGAGCCCCGACCCGAGACCCUCACUGCUGUCCUGUACCCCCACCGCCGCAUUCGCAUCGAUGAGCUUGUGUCGCCCAUGACCGAUCAGCCUCCCGCGCCGGAGCCUGCCGUCGCCCCCGAGACCGCCACCGAGACUGCCGCCGAGGAGAAGAAGGACGAGCCCUCCGCCGCCGAGACGAUCGAGCCCUCAAAGUCCGAGGACGACGUCGCCAGCUUUGAGAAGGAGAUUCCGUCUGUGGAGGAGACUCGCGAGGCUCUCGCCGACGCCAAGGAGACCAAGGAGACCAAGGAGGACGAGACCGAGACCGUGGAGGCUGAGAAGCCUUCCGGCUCUCAGAUUGGAUUCCUCCACCCUCUCCUUCCCGAGAUUUCGCUCACCAACGUCUCGAAUCUCAACCUUCAGCCCUUUAAGAAGGACUCGCAGGUUGGAGCAAAGUGA